Molecule: messenger RNA, 1262 nt
Organism: Durio zibethinus
Lineage: Eukaryota; Viridiplantae; Streptophyta; Magnoliopsida; Malvales; Malvaceae
Product: ras-related protein RABA1f-like
Molecular function (GO): GTP binding; GTPase activity
Source: RefSeq, a predicted model, not a curated record
UUUCCAAAAUCUCGUGAAAAGAGGUUAAUUGUGGUUAACCGACCACCAGCCAAUAUAAUCAUAGCCAUUUGCCAACUAAAAGACUUGAAGCUUUUAGCCGUUUCUUUUUUUUCUUCAGACCAUCCCAAACCCAGAACCAAAACCAAUGCUACCCAAAUAACAAGAAAAAAAAAAAAUGAAAAACGCGUUUCUUUUUUGUUUUUAUUUUCCUUUUUACGUAAUUUGAAGCAAAUCAAAGACAACAUCGGACGACAAAGAACAAGAACAAGACAAGAAGAGAAAGGAAAGAAAGAAACAAGAUUAGGAGAGAAAUGGGAGCUUACAGGGCGGAUGAUGACUACGAUUACUUGUUUAAGGUUGUCCUGAUCGGUGACUCUGGUGUUGGAAAAUCCAACCUUUUGUCUAGAUUUACAAGAAACGAGUUUAGCCUUGAAUCUAAGUCUACUAUUGGGGUUGAGUUUGCCACCCGUAGCAUUCAUGUUGAUGAUAAGGUUGUUAAAGCUCAGAUUUGGGACACUGCUGGACAGGAAAGAUAUCGUGCAAUAACCAGUGCGUAUUACCGUGGUGCUGUUGGUGCUUUACUAGUCUACGAUGUCACCCGUCAUGUUACGUUUGAAAAUGUAGAAAGGUGGUUGAAGGAACUUAGAGAUCACACCGAUGCCAACAUUGUGAUUAUGCUAGUUGGGAACAAGGCAGACCUGCGUCACUUGCGAGCAGUUUCCACUGAAGAUGCCAAAGCUUUUGCUGAACGAGAGAACACCUUUUUCAUGGAAACAUCUGCAUUGGAGUCUCUGAAUGUUGAGAAUGCCUUCACGGAAGUUCUGACCCAGAUUUAUCAUGUUGUAAGCAGGAAAGCUCUUGAUAUUGGUGAUGACCCAGCAGCUUUGCCCAAAGGCCAGACGAUCAGUGUUGGAUCUAAAGACGAUGUAUCAGCCGUUAAGCAAGUUGGAUGUUGUUCAGCUUAAUCCUGGAGGAAUCUAAAGAUAUUUUUCUUUGAAAUUUAUGCCUUUGUUCAUAGCUACAUAGAAGUUUCCCUGACAGCACAAAAAGGCGAACAUCAACAAUGUAUUAACCAGUUGACUUUGUGCUUUGGAUCAUGCUAAACACAACUCAUCUAUGUUAGCUUGAACUCAAGGACUAGAGAUUAAUGGUUUUGUGUUGUUUUUCUUUGUUAAUUUCAAACAUUUUGCUUUUGUUUCCCUCUUUGUUCAUUGGUUUAAGUGCUAAACCAUCUUAGUUUUAUAUGAAGUUCAGUUUGUUUC